UGCUGCCCGGUUGGCUGGAGAAGCGAUCUGCGGGAGUGACAAGUGUCAUACUCGUCGGAAGGAUUUCCCCAUUCAUGGUUCUCUUGAGGAAACGAUAUCAUUAGAAAUAAGGAUCCUGUGGAGUUGCAUCCAGGGGACUCCCCCCCCUCCCCAGCCCUCAUGCACACCCCAGCGGCUGGUGAGUGAUCGAGACCUCGAAGCGGAACGGCCACAGCGGUCAUGAACAUGGCAGUCGUGAACAUGUCCGGUGAGAACUGGUUCCAGCAGAUGGAGCAUUCUGGGAACUCCACCAAUGGCUACUACUACGACCAGCAGAACUACACCCUGCACCCGUCGCUGCAGCCGGGCCCGCCGAUCGGCUCCAAGCCAAUGGCCUGCGAGCAGGUGCACAUCGCCACAGAGAUAUUCCUCAUCCUGGGGAUCAUCUCCCUGCUCGAGAACAUCCUGGUCAUCACAGCUAUCGUGAAGAACAAGAACCUCCACUCGCCCAUGUACUUCUUCGUCUGCAGUCUGGCGGUGGCCGACAUGCUGGUGAGCGUGUCGAACGCGUGGGAAACCAUUGUGAUCUACCUGCUGAACAAUCGGCAGCUUGUGGUGGAGGACAGCUUCAUCCGCCAGAUGGACAACGUGUUUGACUCCCUGAUCUGCAUCUCUGUGGUGGCGUCUAUGUGUAGCCUGCUGGCCAUCGCUGUGGACCGGUAUGUGACCAUCUUCUACGCGCUCCGGUACCACAACAUCGUCACGGUGAGGCGUGCCGGCUUCAUCAUCGCCGGCAUCUGGACCUUCUGCACGGGCUGCGGCAUUGUCUUCAUCAUCUACUCGGACACCACCCCCGUCAUCAUCUGCCUGGUGUCCAUGUUCUUCGUCAUGCUGCUGCUCAUGGCAUCGCUCUACAGCCACAUGUUCAUGCUGGCGCGCUCUCACGUCAAACGCAUCGCCGCCCUACCGGGCUACAACUCCAUCCACCAACGGGCCAGCAUGAAGGGGGCCAUCACGCUCACCAUCCUUCUGGGCAUCUUCAUCGUGUGCUGGGCCCCGUUCUUCCUGCACCUCAUCCUCAUGAUCUCCUGCCCCCGCAACCUAUACUGCGUGUGCUUCAUGUCCCACUUCAACAUGUAUCUUAUCCUCAUCAUGUGCAACUCCGUGAUCGACCCGCUCAUCUAUGCCUUCCGCAGCCAGGAGAUGAGAAAGACCUUCAAGGAGAUCAUCUGCUGUUACAGCCUCCGCAACGCCUGCGCCAACAUCUGGGCACUCACGGGCAAAUACUGAGCGAGCCACAACUUGUGUGUGUGUGUGUGUGGUAGGGGGAGGGGGGGGGCGGGCGGUAUUGAGGCAGGUGGCUUGGAUGAAAUGACAUGCAGAUGGAACGCAACUGUGAAGUGAAGCACUGGGAUGGGGGAAAAAAAGAGGCUUGGAUUCGUAGGUCCGAGAUACAGCUUUCAGUGGACACAAGGUUGGGCUGGAGCGGAGGGUGUUCUGCCUCUACGCAAGAAGAAAAGUCUAGGCAUGUAGUAUUGCAGUAUUGUAUUUAUAAGUAUACUAUAUUUUGUGACUGUACUCGUUUGUGUUCUCAACCGUGGAACAAUGUGCUAUAGUGAGAUGCUGGCGGUAUUCACUCAGACAACUAAAGACUUUUCAUUAUAUGCAACUUGAGGAUGUUCUUUGUGGAACCGAACGUUAUGCCGUAAGCACCAGGUCAGCUUUGUCUCGCCUGUCCGACUACUUUUUUAAGAUAGUAGUCUGUUGAAUCACUAACC
Molecule: messenger RNA, 1757 nt
Organism: Gadus morhua (Atlantic cod)
Lineage: Eukaryota; Metazoa; Chordata; Actinopteri; Gadiformes; Gadidae
Product: melanocortin receptor 5-like
Exons: 5
Coding region: 220-1269 (349 amino acids)
Biological process (GO): G protein-coupled receptor signaling pathway
Cellular component (GO): membrane
Molecular function (GO): melanocortin receptor activity
Source: RefSeq, a predicted model, not a curated record